Colletotrichum fioriniae is the source of this 1041-nucleotide messenger RNA. RefSeq lists its product as uncharacterized. Gene Ontology annotation, molecular function: thiamine binding; thiamine pyrophosphate binding. Gene Ontology annotation, biological process: thiamine transport. Gene Ontology annotation, cellular component: outer membrane-bounded periplasmic space. The record is from RefSeq and is a predicted model, not a curated record. Lineage: Eukaryota; Fungi; Ascomycota; Sordariomycetes; Glomerellales; Glomerellaceae.
AUGCGUCUCUCACUGCCCUUGCUGUGUGCCCUCCUAGCCCACCAAGCCUCCUCAGCAGACAUCUCUCUCGGCUUCGACACCCCACAAGUCAACGAGAACCGCACCAUUGACGAAAUCUACCAAGCCGCCCUAGCGGAAGGCGGCAUCGUAACAUGCUGGCACGGCGGCGACGAAGUCACCCAGCAAGACGGUCUCAAGCGCGCCUUUGAGACCCGGUUUCCGGACAUGACGCUCAACAUCACAGUCAACCGCUCCAAGUACCACAGCGUCAACGUCGACAGACAGCUCGCCUCGGGCAGGCCGCUCGAGGAACAGCAGGAUGCGCUACUGCACUAUGCUCCGAAUAACUAUCUCAAGGUGUUGGCGCCGUUCCGCCACGUACGCGCGGCGUACUACGGCUUUGCGAUGAAUGCGUGGUCGACUGUCUGGAACACGCAGAAGCUUGCGAACCCGCCGCGGGAGUGGCCGGAUUUCUUGAAGCCCGAGUAUAAGGGCAAGAUUGUCCUGACGCACCCCAGUGACGACGAUGCUAUCGCGUACAUCUUUGACCUCGUAAUGCACCAAUAUGGUCCCGAGUGGUUCGACGGCCUCCUCGCCAACGAGCCUCGCUGGGUCCGCGGUACGGGAUCGCCCCUGGCCGUCCUACGCCAGCCCAACAGCACGCAGUCCGUCACCUUCACCGCCAGCAUCGGUCUCCGGUCCUCGGGCAGCCUCAACGCCUCUUUUCCGACGGAGGGGCUCUUUGUCAGCUGGCCGCGGUCUGUCGCCAUCUUCAAGGACGCGCCGCACCCCGAUGCUUCGAAGCUGUUUGCCAACUUCCUCCUCGAUGAUGGGUUCCAGCGCAAUUCUUCGCAGUGGAGUGCUCGGAAGGAUAUCACGGCGCCUGGUGGCUACCCGGGGAUCCUCGACAUGGAUACAACCAACUCUGCCGAGUAUCUCCGAUUCAUGUCGGAUCGCGGUAGGGUGGAGGCUCUUAGGAUGAUGUUUGAGGAUAGGAUCGGGAUGCCGCAGGGACCUAGUCCUCUCGUUGAUGACCUCUGA